Messenger RNA from Rhodamnia argentea, 860 nucleotides. Its product is annotated as 40S ribosomal protein S7. The transcript has 6 exons. Gene Ontology annotation, molecular function: structural constituent of ribosome. The record is from RefSeq and is a predicted model, not a curated record. Gene Ontology annotation, cellular component: small-subunit processome; ribosome; 90S preribosome. Gene Ontology annotation, biological process: ribosomal small subunit biogenesis; rRNA processing; translation. Lineage: Eukaryota; Viridiplantae; Streptophyta; Magnoliopsida; Myrtales; Myrtaceae. The coding region runs from base 145 to 720 and encodes 191 amino acids.
UAGGGUUACACUGGCUUUCUCUUCUUUAUAAACCUUCUUCUCCAUUUCGACUUCCCUCCUCCGUCAGGCAGCGAGCAGACUUCCUUCAAGCUUUUUGCCUUUGACGUGCCGACUCUCGGUACACCCUCUUGAACAUCUGUCAAGAUGUACACCUCCAGGAGGAAGAUCCAUAAGGACAAGGAUGUUGAGCCCUCCGAAUUCGAGGAGAUGGUCGCACAGACAUUCUUCGACUUGGAGAACACCAACCAGGAGCUGAAAAGUGAAUUGAAAGAUCUUUUCAUUAAUUCUGCCGUUGAAAUGGACAUUGCUGGCAACCGUAAGGCUGUUGUUAUCUUCGUCCCCUACAGACUGAGGAAAGCUUUCCGCAAGAUUCACCUGCGUCUUGUUAGGGAGCUGGAGAAGAAAUUCAGUGGCAAGGAUGUAGUCCUUGUUGCCACCCGCAGAAUAGUGCGGCCACCAAAGAAAGGCUCUGCUGCCCAGAGACCCCGUACCCGCACCUUAACAGCUGUUCAUGAUGCUAUGCUGGAGGAUGUGGUGUAUCCAGCCGAGAUUGUUGGAAAACGUGUCAGAUACCGCCUUGAUGGAUCGAAAAUAAUGAAGAUUUUCUUGGACCCCAAGGAGCGCAACAACACCGAGAACAAAUUGGAAACUUUUGGAGGAGUUUACAGGAAGCUUACAGGAAAAGAUGUAGUGUUUGAAUAUCCGAUUCAAGAGGCUUGAAGAUCUUAUCUUUGUGGAUCUGAUGUUUUUUUUUGGAGAGUUUAGUUUGCAUUGAAUAGGAAGUCAUUUGAAAUUUUGACUGCUUAAUAUUUGAUCUGUAUCCUACAUUGGAGAAGUGAAGCUUGGGUUUGGCACUUCCC